Molecule: messenger RNA, 2657 nt
Organism: Sander lucioperca (pikeperch)
Lineage: Eukaryota; Metazoa; Chordata; Actinopteri; Perciformes; Percidae
Gene: tmem243b
Product: transmembrane protein 243, mitochondrial b
Exons: 5
Coding region: 478-831 (117 amino acids)
Source: RefSeq, a predicted model, not a curated record
GGUUAGCUUAGCUUCGUUAGCAACCUGCGUUAGAGUUGGCCUUGUAACGUUAAAGCUCAAGUUAGCUAACAGUAGUGAAGGUAGCGUUUAUAGUCAUCAUUUAUACCUGGUUUGAAGUAAUAAUAACACAAUGUAAUGGGUGUUUACGGCUUGUUCUCCACUUACGGAAACAUAUGGUUAGGUUGCGUUUACCCUCUGGCUAUAACUGUAAUCGGCUAACAAGCUGUUUGGGUUAAAGUUGAAGGUAUUUGCUUAGCUUUUGCUAGCAAGGUAAAGAAACUAACCUACCUGACCAUCAGAGUCAUCCACCAUAAUGUCCCUUUCAGUCUGGUAACGGCUUCCCUGACUCUGUGCAGAGGGAGGCAGCUGGAAGCUAGCUAGCUAGCUAGCAUGCAGCACUGGCCCGGUGUCUCCAGGAGGCGGCGCUGCUGAGAGGCGAGUGGUCGGUGCGGAGUGUUGGUGCCUACCGAGCCGGCCAUGGAUGACUUCAACACCAGGACCUACGGCACCAGCGGCAUGGACAACAGACCUCUGUUUGGGGAGACCUCCGCACGGGAUCGAAUCAUCAACCUGGCAGUGGGGGGAUUCACGUCUCUGGUUGUUUUAGUGACUGUUAUCAGUUCUUUUGUGUUCCCCUCAUUGCCUCCACGACCGCUUAAUGUCUUCUUUGCCGUGUGCAUCCUGUUAGCAUGUGGAUCCGCUUUAGUGCUGAUAUUCUGGUACCGGCAGGGCGAUCUGGAGCCCAAAUUCAGGAAUCUGAUCUACUACAUGCUGGCAUCCAUCUUGCUGCUGUGUCUAUGUGCCAACCUCUACUUCCACGAUGUCAGGUAAAGACGAGGAGGAGGAAGAAGGGAAGACAUGGCCUUGACACAUGGAAGGACUACAUGGAGAGACAGACUCAACACACACUAACUUGAAUUAAUUUUCUGCCUGACCGGCAGCAAACUGAAGGAUUCUUGGACCAAAACCAGUGAAGCGUAAUGGUUCCAGUGGGAUGAAAACUGUCAAGACUUGUUGGUGCUGAAACCUAAUGCACUGCACAAACACACCUAAGGUCACAGUGUAGAAAUCAUGAUGCACUGCUAGAGGCCAUAAAUCUGCCUGGAGACCCACUGCUGGAGGAUGAAACAGGUGUGUUUACACUCGUAUCCUGUUCACAAUGACAAGCAUUGGGUUUGGUAUGAUGAUGCAACAGUUAAAGGAAAAAUCUGCCCUUUUAUCCUGUUACUGUCGGUCCCAUCUCGUCUGUUUAAUGUUAGAUUUUACAUGUUUUUCUUUGCCCUCAAGUUGCUGAUUAACUUUAUUUAUAUCUUUAAACUGUCAGAAAAACGGGGGUAAAAUUGUAGCUUUCAGUCAUUUAUAUAAACCUCUUAAUCAUGCCGCAUAAUCAAGACACAAGCUGUGUCUCAUGUCAAGCAACACUAUCCUUCCUUUUUAGUUUAAUGGUGCGUUCAGGGUCAGAAAUGAUAAAAUCACAUAAACUGUACCGAUGAAGACGUGCCACUGCAGGGUGUAAAUAAUGAAAGCUAGACAAGUGCUGUGUCUGCCAAUGCCAAUUCCGUACUACUACAUACAAAUACUAAAGAGUAUGUAUUACCAAGUGUCAUAGUAUUUUGUUUUUCAGUUGAUAUUCAGUGUAAUUUACUGUUUUGUACUAGUGGGAUUUUAUACAAUACGUACGCCAAUUGAUGUCAAACUUCUCAACAAGAAAGCAAAUUGUUUUACCCAAGGUUUAAUACUUAAACCUUCUUUCUGGGGGGUUUCAAAAUCUUCCUCAAGCCAUCUUCAUCAUCAUCAUCAUCAUCUGCAAUUUAAAGUAUGUAGCAUGAAAAUGGGCCACAGUCGUACUCCACAGUUUGUAUUGUGUGGCUGUUAGAGGCAUUUACAGUAUGACUGAGAACUUAAAGUUUUGUAUUGAAGUAUUGGAAAGAAAUAUACCAUUAACCUUAAAAUGGAAGUUAAUCGUACAGUAUAUGGACAUAUUAAUCUCUUACAAUGAUUGCCAGUUUUCUGUUAUGUGAAGUUAAAGCAAUAAUCUUAAAGAUUUUCAUCGAAAUGUUUGUUUAGUCACCAUCUAUCCCAGAAUGAGGUAAUACAAUGGUGAUUGAGUCUAUGGCCCACUGAUGGAAGCCCAUGUAUUUGCAAUAUUACAAACUGGGUGUCUGGCGAUAUUCCCAGAAAAAAAUCAUAAGUAGUAGUCACAUAGUUAGUGAUGCAUUUUCCAUCACCCAGCAGUGGUUGGUCCGCCAGAGAGGGCAGCUAAUGCAACAGACUCGCUCUUCAACUCACUUGUGUGUGUGUGAAGCAACAUGCAGUUUUUUUCCAGUCUCUGCUAGCGUUGCAAGUAAACCGUUAGUACGGCUGAACAACAAAAGAAAAGAGCGAUGACUACAGACGAUGAACCUUAACCAGUGAAAGUGAGAUUCAUAAACACACCUGCAAUUACCGCUUAUCGCCAUAGGUGCAGCCAAAGACAACAAAACGGAGAUCUUCGAGACUAACUUCAAAGCUCUACAUGGGAUAAUUUGGCACAAUCGUGAGAGAGGACAUAAAACCGUCACUUUCUGUGCCACAAUUUCGUGCCAAUGAGAUAAGAUAAACCUCCUAAAGUCCCACAACGGGGAAAUGCGUCGUUAUAUCAACAGUACUGGUAAAAA